GGAGAGUGGAUAAAUUCUACUUGCCAAAAUGCCGCCAUUUAAAAUUUUGUUUGGGCCUUUGACAUUGGAUAUUGGAAUUGGAAAAUUGUUGCAAAAGUGCGAAGCGAAAGCGCAAAAACCACAAUCCUUGUUUUUCUUCACCAAUAAUCUCCCAAAAAAAUACUAACAACAACCGAAAACUUAAAACAAUCCAAUCUAAACAAAACCUAAUUCAACAAUUCAAUAAUUUAAAACAUUUGUGGAUAGAAAUUUAUUGUUUUAUUCUGGCUAACAAUUCGGUAAAAAUUGAAAACUUUUGGAGACUCGGAAAACGUGAUACAAACUUUAAGGUGAUGCUUGGUGGCAGCGCUGAUCGGUUAUGCACGCCAAGCACGUCGGCUGGACCAUUUCGAAUAUUUGCUGUUUCUGGAUUUCAAAAUCGCACCAAUGAUAUUGUUUAUUGUCCACCAAUUAUACGACAAUCAACUCAAAAUGUCGAAGAUUCAACAGCGAUUGUAUAUUUUGGUGGUGAUGUUCAGGAUUUUCCGGAAAGCAUGGAGACAAAUAGAGACAGUAGGGGUUACAUGAAGUAUAAUCUAGAAAAUUCAGCUAUUUUAUUGCGGGAAGCUUUUCCCAAAUCGCACAUUAUUGUUAUACGUCCGGUGAGGAUGGAAUUUAAAACAUUUAGCUGCUUUGAUAAUUUUGUACGUGGAAAUAACGCUGGGGUACCAGACCAUACUCCUAUGAAUCAUGCACUCCAACAUUUAGAAAGACUCCUGCAAAAUCUCUCUCAACGUUUAAUUUCAAUACCAGAAAGUGAAAUAUUGGCACAAGUGACAGCGGCAGCAGCAGCAGCUGCCGCAGCAGUCUCAGCAACAUCACCAACAGCAGCCACUACAACAAUAACAACAUCAUCCACAGACAACACAUCGCUUUGCAACAAUGACAGCAGCCAAGAAAUGGACAUUGAUAUCUUGCAGGUACAAGAAAAUGUAACUGUUGACAGUGACGGUGCCAUGGUGUUCCCAUGUGGCGGCGGCGCCGGCGGCAAUGACGUCAUAAAUGCUCCUCCUUGCACAAACGACGAAACAUCACAAAAUACCAAUUCCCCAUCAUCAAUAUUACAUUCGACUGAUGCUCAAGAAGAACAACCGCCGCAACAGCAGCCGCAAGCGCAACCGCCACCGACAUCUGCUGCUUCGGCGGCGGCGGGUUUUAAUAAUACAACUGGCGUAGGAGGAGUAGUAGCCAAUGAAUGUCAUUUGCAAAAUAGUCUUCUUCAAGCAUCCAUUGCCCAUGCCCAUCAUCAACAACAGCAGCAAAGAAACCCUCUGUGGUGGCGUGAAAAUCUCAAUCUAGAUAAAUCAAAACUGAUACUAAUUGGCUUUAGUAAAGGAUGUGUUGUGCUCAAUCAAUUUAUCUAUGAAUUCCAUUAUUUGAAGACGCUUACUCCUGACGAUAGUACUAUGAUUCGUCUUUUGUCACGCAUCAAAGAUAUGUACUGGCUAGAUGGAGGGCAUGGAGGUCAGAAGAACACAUGGAUUACAUCGAGGAGUUUACUAGAAACUUUAACUAGAAUGGGAAUGAAUAUUCAUGUUCAUCUCACGCCAUACCAAGUUCAAGAUGACCGAAGACCCUGGAUUCGAAAAGAAGAAAAAAUAUUCACAGACAUGCUGCGUCGCUUGGGUGCACCCAUCACACGCCGCCUUCACUACGAGAGCCAAACGGCUAACUUAAUGACACACUUCGAAGUCCUGCAAGCAUUUUGUCAGCACAUUCAUGAUUUUAGCCAACAACAGCAACAUGACCAACAACAACAGCAACAGCAGCAACCCCACAUCCAUCACCAACAGCAAAUCAAUGUCAACAAAAGUGGAGGAGAAAACUCCUUGGACGAAAAGUGACAACGACGACGAAUGAGUCUUAAAAAAUCUCCUAAAUCAUCAUCUUUCUACACAACAGCGGGGGCUGCUGCUGCGGCUGCAGCAGCGGCGGCAGCUUCUUCCUCUUCUUCGUUGUCAUCUUCUGCAUCACCUUCAUCAUCAUCUUCGUCUUCAUCGUCGUCGUCAUCGUCUUCAUCUGUACAUAGUCAUCAAUAUAGGUCUAAACGUAAGAUACAUAAAUUAUAUUAUACUCUAUGCGGUUAGUAUGUCAUGUUGUUUAUUUUUUGAAUUAAUUAAUAUGUCUCCUUUUUUAUAUAAAUUUUUUUAAGAUUCUAAGAAAAUUGAAGUAUUAGUAUUAAAUGUGUUUGUACUUUUAAUUGUAUAUCUGUACAUUUAGUGCUUUGAAAACUUAACGCACUAAAUUUUCGUGUAUCCCAAACACUUAAGAUAAUUCUAAUACCAUAAUUAUUAACCGGUACUAGCAGUGCAAUAAAAUUAUCGGUGUUUAUACUCUUCGUAUUAGCAAAUUAAAACAAAACUUAAACAACAAAAUAGCCGUGAGUUUAGUCUUCAAAAAACAAAGAAAAAACUAUAAAAUUCACUCCCAACAAAAAUUUGAUUCCUUUAUCAAUAGCAUUUAAAUGACUGUUGCAUGUUUAAAAAAUAGAAACAUUUUAUUCACAGAAAGUUGUAAUAAAACUUAUAGUGAUUCGAUUUAAUUUAGUUAUAAUUUUGUUGUCAUAAUAUUCACAUUAAUUUAAAAAAAAUAUUAAAAAUAAUUUUAAUCUGAACUUUUCAUGGUUUUUAUUUUAUUCUAGAAUAAAAGUUUAUUUUAUUCUUUGAUAUUUUUAAAAAUCAUUAAAACAAAUAAGGUUUUUGUGUACACACGCGUAUGCAUGGCUCAAAAUUUUACUCUAGUUCUAGUAAUUUUAUCGAAAAGCAAAUUUAAACGUUCUUUGCUCAAAGUGAAUUCGUGUUGUGAUUCUUUUUUAGCUCAGAUUAAUCAGAGUCCUCAUCUUUCUUUUUCAAAUCAGAGUAAAUUGGGGAGUUGGGUUUCUUAAUUAUUUUGGAGGCGAUCGUUUUUGAAAAGUCCAUUAUCUUCCACUUUUCUUUCGAAGUUUAAAACUAAGGUAUACAAAUGAGGGCCACAAUCUUCUAGAAAUUUAGUUUCCAUUUCAAAUAAAUUGUCCGGGAUUAUUUCGACAUUGUUUUCACGUUACAAAAAAAUUGAAGAUAGAAACAAAUCUGUGGGAAAUUGUAUUUACUAUAGCUUUUCAGAAAUUUACUUGCAAAGCUCAAAUUUAAGCUCAAAAUUUCCUUGCAAAGCACAAAUUCUAUUUGGCUCAAAUAGAGUUUAAAAAAACGCUUUGACAUCUUGGAGUAAUUUUGUUUCUCUUCAAACACAGUUGUUGUAUUUUAGUCAAAAUAAAAAUCAACCAAUUUUUGAGAAGAAAUCUUAUAUAACUUCAUUUUUAAAACCAACAAAAUUCGCCACAACGUGACAAGGAUACCUUUUAAGUUCGUAUCAGUGUUUGUAGCUGUUCUCCAAUCGCCGAAAAGGCACUUUUGCAUUGUCAUUGUCCGUUAAUAUUUGUAAUUCUGUUAAAGUUCGUGUCUUCUUUGGUUCCUUUGUUAAAUUCGUAAUCACUCCUAAAGUCAUGUAUUAUUUCACAAAAACCUUAUCAUUUCAAAAGAGUUUUUAAAUUAUUUUUUUGACAUUUUUCAUAUUUAUCAUAAUUAGUUUUGAAUCUUGGACUUAUUUUUAACUACUGUGAAUAUUUUAAACUUUGAUAUUUUAUCCCUCCAACCAGUUGUAAACAUUUCAAGGUAAAACAGUUUUAUUUUAUUAAUAACAAUAAAAACUUUAUACAAUUUUUUAUAAAUUCCAUUUUCAAAAAACAAGUAUUUUCGGCCGUAUUAAAAAAAAGUCACUCAUCCGGUUAACUUUUCAUUUUAAGCAAUUAGUAAUUAUGUAAUUUCUUAUAAAUAAUAGUUAGUUAGAUUUUAAGAAUUAUUCUAGACUUAAAAAUAAAUAAAAAAAAGAAAAUAAAAAUUAGAAAAACAAAAAUCUAAUUUAAUUUUAAAAUCAGACGAAAAUAUUUACAUAUUUAAAGAACAAAAAAUUAAUAAAAAUAAAAAUAAAAUAAAAUUAAAAGUAAUGAAAAUAUUUAAAGAAAAAAUAACCAAUUUAUGAACAAGAAAUAAAACGUGUUUGUUGAUGUACCUUUCGAAUUGCAGUUCAAAAUUGCUUUCUUAUUUCCUUGUAACAAAUUUACUGAUUCAUUUAAAUUGGAAUAAAAAUACAAAAACAAAAAAACAUAAGUGUAUUCAAUUUUUGUAAAAAAAAAAACAAGAAAAUAAACAAUACUAACCGUUCUCUUGUUUACAGAAAUGUAUCUAAAAAAACAAAAAUUAAAGUAAAGUAUGCACACAAAAUCUAUCAGCUUAGAAUUAGUUUGAAUAUUGAAUUAAAAUCUAAUAUAUUAUAUAAAUUUAUAUAUAUAUAUUAUAUAUAUAUAUAAAAAAGGCGUUUACAUCAAAACUAUUUGCAAUUGUAUUAAACAUUAAUAAAUAUUGCAUAUAAAUAUA
Messenger RNA from Eupeodes corollae, 4451 nucleotides. Its product is annotated as mitochondrial protein C2orf69 homolog. The transcript is spliced from 7 exons. The record is from RefSeq and is a predicted model, not a curated record. Gene Ontology annotation, cellular component: mitochondrion. Bases 333 to 1883 code for a protein of 516 amino acids. NCBI's taxonomy places the organism in Eukaryota, Metazoa, Arthropoda, Insecta, Diptera, Syrphidae.